Messenger RNA from Manis pentadactyla (Chinese pangolin), 1349 nucleotides. It is a transcript of the gene EPHX4, whose product is annotated as epoxide hydrolase 4. The record is from RefSeq and is a predicted model, not a curated record. Gene Ontology annotation, molecular function: hydrolase activity. NCBI's taxonomy places the organism in Eukaryota, Metazoa, Chordata, Mammalia, Pholidota, Manidae. The coding region runs from base 101 to 1189 and encodes 362 amino acids. The transcript has 7 exons.
GCAGAGCUGGCGGGCAGACGCGCCGCCUCGCUCGGAGCCGGAGUGGGCGCUGCGGCGCCGCGCCUCGGAAGGGAGCGGGCCCCGCCGCCACCGCCGCCCGAUGGCGAGGCUGAGGGACUGGCUGCUCCGCCAGCAGGUCGCGAUCCGCUCGCUGCUCUUCUGGUCCCUGGUCUACUGCUACUGCGGGCUCUGCGCCUCCAUCUACCUGCUCAAACUUUUGUGGAGCAUCGGCAAGGGCCCCGCGCAGACCUUCCGGCGGGUCGCCCGGGAAAACGCGCCCGCGUGCCUGAACGAGCCCUCUCUGGGUACCCACUGCUACGUGCGGAUCAAGGAUUCAGGGUUAAGAUUUCAUUAUGUUGCUGCUGGAGAAAGAGGCAAACCACUUAUGCUGCUGCUUCAUGGAUUUCCAGAAUUCUGGUAUUCUUGGCGUCACCAAUUAAGGGAAUUUAAAAGAGAAUAUCGAGUAGUAGCACUGGAUUUGAGAGGCUAUGGAGAAACAGAUGCUCCCAUUCAUCGAGACAGUUAUAAAUUGGACUGUCUAAUUACAGAUAUAAAGGAUAUUUUAGACUCUUUAGGGUAUAGCAAAUGUGUUCUUAUUGGCCAUGACUGGGGGGGCAUGAUUGCUUGGCUAAUUGCCAUCUGUUACCCUGAAAUGGUGAUGAAGCUUAUUGUCAUUAACUUCCCUCAUCCAAACAUAUUUACAGAAUAUAUUUUACGACACCCUACCCAGCUAUUCAAAUCCAGCUGUUACUACUUCUUCCAAAUACCAUGGUUCCCAGAAUUUAUGUUCUCAAUAAAUGAUUUCAAGGCUUUAAAACAUCUGUUUACCAGUCAUAGCACUGGCAUUGGAAGAAAAGGAUGUCAAUUAACAACAGAAGAUCUUGAAGCUUAUAUUUAUGUCUUUUCCCAGCCUGGAGCAUUAAGUGGUCCAAUUAACCAUUAUCGAAAUAUCUUCAGUUGCCUGCCUCUCAAACAUCACACGGUGACCACUCCAACACUACUACUGUGGGGAGAGAAGAAUGCAUUUAUGGAGGUUGAGAUGGCUGAAACCACAAAGAUUUAUGUUAAAAACUAUUUCAGGCUAACUAUUUUAUCAGAAGUCAGUCAUUGGCUUCAACAAGAACAACCUGACAUUGUGAACAAAUUGAUAUGGACAUUUCUAAAAGAAGAAACAAGAAAAAAAGAUUGACUUUUCUAUAUCUUCUAUGAGGGUUCUGUAAUGAAAUAUUUAAAUAAUUUUUAAAAUUGUUCAACUUCUUUAAGCUACAUUAGGAAAUAUUGUUUUAAUAUGUUUUAUCAUAAAUAAAUAUUGUGACAAAUGAUAUUGAAAAAAUCUGAGAAUGUGUAAA